AUGUGGCAUGAAGCAGCGAGGAGUGCAUUUGCUGUUGCUACCAUUUUACCCAGUGCAAUGGAUCCAACAAAAGUAUGUGAAAUAUUCGAAAAUCUUGAGAAGGGAGAUUUCGAUGAAUCCAAGUUGACCGCUUUUCAAUUAGCAACUCUUCGGAAUUCAAAUGGUGAGACGUUAUUGUUGGUUGCAGCUCGAACAGGUCAAAUCAAAAUUGUUCGCGAACUUAUCAAGUACUCCGAAGUGGACGACAUUGAUCUGGACGGUUGGACGGCGUUAUUAAAUGUUGCUUACCAAGGAUUUAGCGAUAUUGCUGAAGUUCUCUUACAAGCAGAUGCAAACGUUGAUUCACCUGAUCUGAUGGGAUGGAGCCCACUAAUGUGGUCUGUUUAUAAGAAUCAUUUUGGUUGUGCAGAAAUUUUUCUAAAACAUGGUGCUCAUGUAAAUAUCAUCGAUGAUGAAGAUGGUCUAACCCCGUUAAUUGUUGCCUGUGGUAGAGGGUACGUAGAGUUGGUUGAAUUGCUUCUUAGACACGGUGCAGAGGUAAACGCAUGUGACAAAUUCGGCAGUACAGCGUUGAUUUGGGCUUCUCGAAAGGGCUUUCGUGCAAUUAUUGAAAUGCUACUUAAUGCUGGAGCAGAGCUCGACGCUGUUGGCAUGUAUUCUUCAACUGCUCUUAUACUUGCAACUCGCGGUAACUACAUUGAUGUGGUAGAACUUCUAUUGAGCAGGGAACCUAAUGUGAAUGUCACCGAUCAGAAUGGUUUGUCAGCAUUGGGUAUUGCAGCACGUGAAGGUUAUGCCGAAAUCGCUGAAAUGCUUAUAAAUUCUGGAGCUUACGUGAAUGUCAUUGACAGGUUCGGCAAUUCAAUCCUUGCUAGUGCCGUACGUUCGGGAAAUGCGAGUAUUGUUCGCAUGCUUCUGGAUCGACAUGCUGAUGUUAAUGCUAGGGAUUCCGAGAAUCGAACGGCUUUGCACUUGGCUAUUGAUAAAUCUUUUAUGGAUAUAGUUUUGGUUUUACUCGAGAAGAGACCGAAUCUGGAACUAAAAAAUAUGGAUGGUGAAACAGCUUUGCUAAGGGCAGUGAAAAAUCGACACGUUGGGCUUUGUCAGAUUUUGGUAAAUAGUUGCGCUAAAAUUUCUGCUACCGAUAAUGCUGGUGAUAAUGCGCUGCAUUUAGCUUUACGAGCGAAAUCGAAGCGCAUUACGCAAACAUUAUUGUCGAAUCCUUCGGAUUUACGCUUGCUUUAUAGACCAAAUAAGUUGGGACAAACACCGUACUCAAUUGAUCAAAGUAAUGCACAACCAAUAUUGCCGCUUAUUUUCGGUCCGGUUGAUGCAGAAACUCAUAUGGAUGCUAUGUUGGGCUAUGAUAUUUACAGUAAUGUGCUUGCGGAUAUCGUUUGUGAACCAAAUCUCACUCUUCCACUGACUAUAGGUCUUUACGCAAAAUGGGGCUCCGGCAAAUCAUUACUCUUGGCUAAAUUGAAAGAUUCUUUGCAUAAUUUCUCUCGAAGUUGGUUGGAUGGUGUUCAUCUUUCAUGGUCAUGGUCUUUGGUUUUCUCUAUUGCCAUGCUUGUGGUGCUUUUGGCUUUAAUGAUUAUGUCAGCCACUGCUUUUUUAGUAGACAUGACUGUACUGCUUUCGAUUGGCGUACUUGGUGUCAUAUUUUUCUUUAUUGUUGUGCUAACUUAUGGUGUAAUUUAUUAUGGAAGUGAAGUGAAAGCUUGGCAUAGGUCUUUAUCUGCUGGUAGGGAAAUAGCUAAAGCAUUGGCUCACUUUAGAUUAUUUUUGAAUAUGGCUACAGUUCACGCACCGAUUCGUCGAGAAAAAGAACUUUUGACAAGUCCAGUUAGCUUUCUGUUUGCUGAUUACCAUCGUCUUUCAUCAAUUGGUGGAGAGCAGGCUCUGGCGAAAAUAGUCGUUAAUUUAUUUGAAGCCGCGGAAAAUCAUUUUGCUCGUGAGAGUUCAACCAAGCAUAGAAAAUUUUGUGGCAUUCCUGUAAUACUGCUUGCAGCAAUAUUUCUAUUAUCUUUAAAUUCUGCGUUGUUUUUGAUAACACUGUGGUUUUACCGAAGCGAAUUAGAUUCCAGUAUAAUGUUCGGAUCAAUAUCUUUGUUAUCAUUGGCUUUUUUAUUAUUUAUUUAUCCUUUAUAUUUAUUAAUAUUCUAUGGAUUGAUUAAUGUGCCAAAAAAAAGGAUUAAUCGUGCAGCUCAAAUUGUUGCAGAAAUCCGUUUCGAAGGAUUUAUGCAAAAAUUGCAGCAAGAAGUUGAUUUACUCGCAAAGAUGAUAAAGACUUUGGAUUCAUUGACCAGUAGUCAAACGAGGUUGGUCGUGAUUGUUGAUGGACUGGAUAACUGUGAGCAGGAACGAAUGGUGCAAACUUUGGAUGCCCUGGAGUUGUUGUUUUCUGCCCGAGCCAAUCGACCUUUUAUAGUUAUUAUCGCCGUUGAUCCACAUAUCAUAGUGUCAGCAGUGAAUCAUAGUAUGCAUUCCGCUUUAACUGGUACUGAAUUGACGGGUCAUGAUUAUCUUAAGAACAUUAUUACCAUGCCAAUUUAUCUUCACAAUUCUGCAUUACGCCAACUCCAAAAAAAACUACGCGAUAAACGUGAAAGUAUUGCCGACUGGAAAGAACGUUUCAGGCGUCAGGAUACAUUCCACGGUUCAUACAUGUCGCUUAGUGGAGAUAUUAGGACUCGGAAAUCUACGGCUUUAUUAGGUACAACUAAUUGGAACCAUACACUUAUGACAGAUGAUUAUUUUUCGAAUAUGAAUCCGCGAGCUAUGAAACGAAUUGUUAAUGCUUUGACAUUGACAGGAAGGUUAAUGCGAGCCUUUGAAAUUGAAUUUUCAUGGUUAACUCUGGGAUUUUGGGUUAGUUUAAUAGAACAGUGGCCAUGUAGAAUGUGUUGGCUCAUUGACAGAGCGCUCGAUAUUCAACACAAUGAUCAGCAUUCACUUGCCCAGGUAUAUAAUCAGUUGAAGCAUUCCAUACCAAAGAAGGAUCCUCUCAUCGAUCUUGAUCGUAACCCGGACAAUUUUGAAUCGUUUUUGGAGCAAGCUUCUUCUGCUGGUCCCGAUCAGUUAACUGUUGGCCAUGCUCGGAGAUUUGUUCCAUGCACAUCAAAUCUGGAUCCAUACCUUCGUAAAUUAAUAAGAGAGAGGAGAAAUAAUUUAGAAGUGCCGGCAAUUAUCAGUAGUGUGCAAACAGCUCCAGGUAAACUGAUUGAUAGUGCGCUUACUGGAUUUGCAAAAUAUUUAUUCAAGGAUUCUGGUUUAUGGUCAACGAUUGAUGUACCACUAGUUGAAAUGAAAUUGGAUGAAAUUGUGUUCCUAAUCAGAAAACUUGAUAUUAAUGAAGAACGUUUAGCGGUAAUCGAAGAACGAAUUAGGUCAGCAAAUCUAAAUGGACUUGUCCUUUCUGCUUGUGAUUUAUCGGAUGUUGAGCGUUCACUUGCGUUAAGUCUGGGUGAUUGGACCAUGGUUAAGUUGCUUAUCGAAACCCUGCGAAAUUCUGCGAUAUCUGACGUUAACAAAGCCCAUGCUCCCCCAUUCGUUCCACAGUUACCAAGAUGCAUUUCUUUGGUUUCUACUCAAGAGCAUAAACGACGUAUUGCGUCACAGAGUGAGGUUGAAAAUGAUCAUCACUGGUUACUUGAGAGUUUGUCUGGUAUGGAUGCAGUUGAGACGGAGGGAGAUGCUGACGUUGUAAUAGCUUCGAGAAGCACGUCUGUUAGAUUUGAUGAUGCAGCGUCAGAUAAAGAUAGUAUUGCUAGUAUGUAUGGAUCAAAUGAAAAUCUUUUGGAAAAUUCGAGGACUCCUGAGCGGUCAUCGUCAACGCGAGAUGAACGAAUGAAUAUGAUUCGAGCGAAUUCAGUUCAUUCUGAACGGAACAAUGGUGCUGUUAGCAAAGAGGAUUCAGAAUCUCGAUGUCAAGAGCAACAAUUGACUGUAAAACGUCGACUUAUUGAGGACAAAAGGACUUCUUUGCACCAGGUUUUCGAUCGAAAUGCUUAA
Messenger RNA from Dracunculus medinensis (Guinea worm), 4014 nucleotides. The record is from the annotation of a GenBank genome assembly. Lineage: Eukaryota; Metazoa; Nematoda; Chromadorea; Rhabditida; Dracunculidae.